ACUACUCGCUCCCUGACGAAAACAGCCUUCGUGGCCCGCAGUGUCCUCUUUCAAUGCUCGCAUCUCAGUGCCGGCAGCGAUAGCCAGGGGAUCGACGGCACCGGGCGGACGAACAAGAAGAGUGUGGUGCUGUGUUGGAGUAGUCCCUCGUCCGUAGAGUGUCCGUCGUUCAGCUGGAGUUUGGGGAAGGGGUCCACGGUCCAGAAGCAUGGGUGCCAGGCGGCCGUCGGCGGCCAUACUCCAUCACCGGAGGAGUUCUGCUCAUCCGCCGGGAAAGGAUGAAGCCGCUGGCCAACUGGAUUUGCGGGGCGUGAUAAUCAUGGCAGCCACGCUAGGAGUCAUAGGAUUCUUCUGGGUUAGCGAAUUCAUGCCAACGGACGGUGACGUCAUCACAGAACACACGCCGUACCGUUUGCUCGUAGAAGACAGGCCUCGCGGAGCAAAGGCGACCAGGGAACCCCCGAAACCGGUGCUGCUGACCCUGGAGAGCUGCGCGCAGCUCGUCAACGAAGCCCUCAAGGAAUACGUCGAACGACGUGCAGACGAUCGAGUCGAAACUACGACCUACCACCGGGCAGAGGAAAAUCGACCAAGCAAGCGAAAUCCUCCAGCCAAAGCAGUUCACGUUGAACCCGAAGAGCCACGACAAUUCGAAGAUGAAACCAGUCAAGACGAACAGCCAGCAAAGGCAGCCGAAGAGAGCGCUACCACCGUUGAAAGUGACGAGGAAACUGAAGACGUCACUGGAGACAGUGGUGAAGCUGAAGAAGAUGAGGAGACUAAAGAAGCAGUAGAAGAGGCAAGCGAAGAAGAGUCAGAAGCAGAGGCAGGUGAAAAAGAGGAAGAAGCAGAAGGAGAAUCUGAUGUUGAGGAGGUGCUCAGGGCUGAAGAGGAAGAGGAAGGAGAAUCUGAUGUUGAGGAGGUGCUCGGGGCUGAAGAGGAGGAUGAAGAAUCUGAUGCCCUGGAGGUGUCAGGGGGUGAAGAGGAGGAAGAAGGAGAAUCUGACCUCGCGGAGGUGUCAGGGGGCGAAGAGGAAGAGGGUGAAGUAGAGGAGGGUGAGGAAGAAGAGGGUGAGGAAGAAGAGGGUGAAGUAGAUGAGGGUGAGGAAGAAGAGGGUGAAGAAGAAGAACCUGACGUUGAGGUGUUGGGGGGUGAAAAGGAGGGGGAAGGAGAAUCUGACGUUGAGGAGGGGUCAGAGGGUGAAGAGGAAGAGGCAGACGAAGUAGAAGAGGAUCAAGAGGCAGUUAAGGAAGAUGAAGCAGAGAGCGAAGAGGAGGGCACUACAAGAGUGAGAAGGGAUGUGGGAAGAGAAAAAUAUGUCGAGGAAGAAGAGAGCGAGGAAGGGGAAGCUGCUGAGAGUGAACACGAAGUUGAUGAAAGGGUAGGUGAAAGCGAUGAGGAGACAGAAGGCAUGGGAGCUGAGGGAAGCGAGGAGGAAGGUGAAGUUGAAGAAGCAGAUGAAGGUGAAGAUGAAGGAGCAAGUGAAGAGGAAGAAAGAGAGGAAAGUGAUGAGGAACCAGGUGAGGAAGCAAUAGGGGAAGAGGAACUAGAGCUGGUGAAGACAGAGCAGGAGAGAGAUGAACUGGAUGAAUCCGAGGCAGAACCGGAAGGGACAAGAGUUGGGAGUGAAGGCGCGGAGGAAAGUGAAGAGGAGGAACAGGGAGUAGAGGAAGAUGAAGAAGAGGAAGAAGAUGAAGAGGCAACUGAAGGUGAGCAUGCAGAGGAGAGUGAAGGUGAGGAGGACGAAAUGGGAGAAAUAAAGGAGACAGAUGAAGCAAGCGAGGCUGAAGAAAGUGAGGAAGAAGAGGAUCACGAGGAGGUUGAAGAAAAAAUAGAAGAGGGCAAAGCGGAAGGUGAAACUGAGGUAACGGACCAAGAAGAGCAAGAAAGAGAGGAUGCUGCUGUACUAGAAAUGUCAGAGAAAGAAGAGGAACUAGGGAAGGUGGACGAAGAUGCUGACAUUGCUGCAGAGGAAGAAGAGGAGGAAGAAGAGGAGGAGGAGCCAGAGAUCUUGCCUUCAGGUCAACGUUCACGGAAGCAUAUUGGUGCUAUCCUCGGCUACAAGGACAUAGGUACUGAGGGAGACAAAGAGGAAGAUCGCCUCAUCCAAGAGAUCCUGAAGGAUCUAAAGAAGCUAUCCAUCAAUGCCAUACAGCCCAUGGAGAACUUGUACAAGUUCAAGGAUAUCAGUACACGUCUGCUAGGAGAUGCAGAGAUCUUCAACAAGCCUCUUGUACUGUUCCUCGGACCAUGGAGCAGUGGAAAGAGCACCAUUAUCAACUACCUCCUUGGCACAGAGUACACUAAGGCUGGGUUGAAGACAGGUCCACAACCAACAGACGUUGAUUUCACAAUUAUUCACUACACCGAAAAACUGCAGAGAGUCAGCGGCACCGAAAUGGCAGCGCACUGGGCCUUCUCAGGCGUGCAGAAGUUUGGUCAGCGAUUCCUCGAUCAUUUCAAGGGGAUUGGCAUGCCACAUCCAUUACUGCAAAAGGUUACGAUCGUCGACACCCCGGGCAUCCUGGAGAAACGCCGCGUGGCCUACCCGCUCAACGACGUCUUCCAGUGGUUCAUUGACCGUGCCGAUGCCAUCUACUUCGUCUUCGACCCGAGCAAGCUCGAAAUAGGCGAAGAGACGACGGCUCUCCUCGACCAGAUCAAGGGUCGCGAAUCGCAGACGCGCUUUUUGCUGAACAAGGCCGACUUCGUUCAGCCCCACGACAUCAUGAGGGUUACGGGCCAGCUCCUGUGGAACGUGUCGCCGCUUCUCGGCAGCACGGAGGCCCCCAUCAUCUACACGGUCUCUCUCACUUCGCGGCCGUUCCACAAAGGCACUCCCGCGAGAUUCUUCCUGGAGCAGGAACGAGCCUUCCUGGAACACCUCCGGGAGAUCAUGGACGAGAGGGUGGAGAACACGAUAUCCUUCGCCCGCAGGCACGCCGUCCGCGUUCGCAACCACGCCAAGCUGGUCGACUGCUACCUCAGCACGUUCUACAAGCAGAAGGGCAUCUUUGGCAGCAAGAAGAAAGUGGCCGAACAGAUCACGAAGGAGCCCCAGAAGUACCACAUUUUCGAAGGGCUCAGCAAGCUGACCAACGUGAGCCGGUACGACCUGCCCGACCCGCAGCUGUACUACAAGUUCUUCAAGCUCAACACCCUGUACGAGUUCAAGCAACUUUCCGAGACGUGCAGUUACUUUAAAGGGUGCCCGCUCGACAAGCUGGACAUGGCUAUCGCGUACGACCUGCCGCAACUGCUCGGAAAGUACAACGAGAAGACUAAGAUCAGGCGAGACCACGACGGUGUGCCAAGCGACGAAUCGCCGGUGCCGACGUCGGAAGAAAGGAGUUGAUGUCGUUUCCCAGCCUACGACAUUGCCUUUUGAGGGAAGACGAUUGCCAAAAAGAAAAAAAAAAGAAAGGAUACACAGAGCUGGAAGUUUCUGAGGAAUGGAUGUUACUUCACCGUGCUCAAGAAAAGAGGGGUGGAAAAAUUCGGUCGUUUUGUAACAAAGUGUUGUCAGUUAACCAAGCAUUAAAUAAAAGGAAUGCAACGUCAACCUCUCAGCUCAAGGGCAUCCAAUCGGGAAAGGAAGACAUUCCAGUGAAUGCACCAAGUAUUGCGGCGCUUUUCUGGCUUCCGUCGUUAACUGACAACACUUGGAAAAUGAAAGCUGUGCCUAGAAAGGUAGAAAGACUAUCCCGUUGCACCAAGUCCUCGCUUUGCUUUUUUCGUGAACAAAAGGAAGUCCCUCGGGAAGAUUCCUCGAAGGUUCCUCGAAGGUCCAGGACGUUCCUCAGGAGACUCAGAGUGACAUGGGUCUGUUCCGUCGGGAACCAAUAAUCUGCGGAAGUUCCUUCGUUUGGGAGUUGUAAUGUUGCUCAACCAUGACUACCAGCCAGCACCGGUGACAGAAGAUUUUGAUGAACGACAGUUUUUGUUUGUUUGUUUGUUUGUUUUUCAUAGUCAGUACAAGUGAGAGCAAUGAUAUUUCGAUGAUACAGACUUUUUUCGAGCUCAGUCACACGACACACGCAUUUGCAUCAUGCUUUGAACCUUUUCAGUGCUGUUCUUUAAAAAGCACACACUACUUUUUUUUUACUAUGUUUUACGCAACUUAGCAUUAGUUUUUCACAACAUGCAGACUUCAGUGAGGUAGGUCAGACACAACGCUAAUGUAAACGCUAGCAAGAACACCUUUCCCACCACCAAGACUGAGUGUGCCCUGGCCCAUGUGCUCUUAGUAUGUGAUAGACAAAAUAAAUUGUUCCCAUGUUUUUCAACA
Messenger RNA from Ornithodoros turicata, 4288 nucleotides. RefSeq lists its product as uncharacterized. Gene Ontology annotation, molecular function: GTP binding. The transcript has 8 exons. The record is from RefSeq and is a predicted model, not a curated record. NCBI's taxonomy places the organism in Eukaryota, Metazoa, Arthropoda, Arachnida, Ixodida, Argasidae. Bases 209 to 3355 code for a protein of 1048 amino acids.